This is a messenger RNA of Penicillium argentinense, 783 nucleotides long. Its product is annotated as biliverdin-producing heme oxygenase. Lineage: Eukaryota; Fungi; Ascomycota; Eurotiomycetes; Eurotiales; Aspergillaceae. The record is from RefSeq and is a predicted model, not a curated record. Bases 1 to 783 code for a protein of 260 amino acids. Gene Ontology annotation, biological process: heme oxidation. Gene Ontology annotation, molecular function: heme oxygenase (decyclizing) activity. The transcript is spliced from 2 exons.
AUGACCGCCGAUAACCUUCUGGUGCAGCUCCGGAAGGCGAUCAAAGAACCCCAUGCAGCCAUACACCGAUUGAAUUUGUCGCGAAUUGCGCUCUGCUUGCCUCCUCAAGUCCACGAGCCUUAUUUAUAUAAGCUCGGGAUAUCGCGCUAUGCGGAGCUUUACUACGGACUGGAAGAAGCAUGGGUGUCAUGCAUGGACGAUCCGGCUGAUUGGAUUUGCGAUUGGUCUGAUGAGAUUGCGCUAGACGAGGUGUUUGCUGUUGCUGACGAUAAGCAUCGCGUGCAACGAUUGCUACGUCUACUUUAUAUUCCUGAACUUCCGCGGACAAGAGUGCUCGAUGCUGAUCUUUGCCUUUUACGAUCUUUGAGCCCCUGCGAUCAAGUCUCGGUUUCUGAGAAUGUUUGGGGCGAAAUUAGAAAGGACAUAUUCCAGCGCAUCAUGCAGAAACCGCAUCUUCUGGUCGCUUAUACCUGGAUUUUGUACUCGGCUAUUCUUUUUGGUGGACGCGAAAUCCGCUCGCAGCUGCUCAAAGCCGGCCCGGAGUUUUGGGGCUUGUCGGUGACAGACUUUGCCUCUAGUCGGACACCUGCUCCGUUAUCAUUUUGGAAUAUAGAUGAUGAUAUAGCUGUCCGAGCCAGGUUUCGCCACCGCAUUGCCAGGGCUGAUCGUUUGUUGACGAAUCAAGAGCGACAGGAUGUUUUGGAUGAGUCGGCUGAGAUAUUCCGCAUUUUCGAGCUAUUGACUCGGGCUUUGGAUGAAGAUACGAAUUAUACGGAUGAGUGA